AUGGCCGACACAGAGAAACCAAAUGCAUCGGACAACAAGCCCCAUCACCAUCUCAAUACCGAUGUUGAGCACUCAUCCGGCGAGAACCAGUCGGCCAAAGAGGCGAACGACCCCAAUGUGGUGAAUUUUGAUGGUCCUGACGACCUAGAGAACCCCCAUGAACUGGUCGACUGCGAACAAAACGGUAGCAAUUGCCAUCGUGUCGAUGAUGACAAUGCUCUCGUCAAUUGUGUGCUUUCUCCAUCUGGCGCCCUCUUAAGAUGCUCAUGUCUCCCAUUGUCCUUUUGUUGUCAUUGGACGCCGCCGUUGUCUAUAGCUAUCUAUACCUGUGCUUCACUACCUUCCCUCUCGUCUUUGGUGGCCAGUAUGGCUUCACAGGGCGAUGUGGUUCAAGUCAACAACAACGUCAUGCAUCGGGAUAAGGACGUGUGGGGGGAGGAUGCCGAUGAGUUCAAAUCGGAACGAUGGUUUGGACUUCGUCCGUACUGGGACUUCGUACCCCACAGUGGUGGUCCUAGACGUUAUCCUGCUCAGCUGUUAGUCACAACUGAGGCCAGCUAUGUCGUUGCGCGAUUCUGUCAGCGCUCUAAGGCAGUUGAGAACCGCGACGUUAACGGCUAUAUUCCUAUCAUGCGAGCGGGCCCUGUGGACUCAAAUGGCGUCAAGAUUGCGGUCACGCCUGUCUAG
Aspergillus oryzae RIB40 is the source of this 687-nucleotide messenger RNA. RefSeq lists its product as uncharacterized. The coding region runs from base 1 to 687 and encodes 228 amino acids. The record is from RefSeq and is a predicted model, not a curated record. NCBI's taxonomy places the organism in Eukaryota, Fungi, Ascomycota, Eurotiomycetes, Eurotiales, Aspergillaceae. The transcript is spliced from 2 exons. Gene Ontology annotation, molecular function: heme binding; oxidoreductase activity, acting on paired donors, with incorporation or reduction of molecular oxygen; monooxygenase activity.